Messenger RNA from Podospora pseudocomata, 4722 nucleotides. RefSeq lists its product as uncharacterized. The record is from RefSeq and is a predicted model, not a curated record. Gene Ontology annotation, molecular function: ATP hydrolysis activity. The transcript has 3 exons. NCBI's taxonomy places the organism in Eukaryota, Fungi, Ascomycota, Sordariomycetes, Sordariales, Podosporaceae. Gene Ontology annotation, biological process: double-strand break repair. The coding region runs from base 1 to 4722 and encodes 1573 amino acids.
AUGGCCAACAACAACCACAACCCCUCCAAAACACCCCCGCUUUUGCUCAUCCUUCCCUUGUUGGCCCUGGGCAUCUGCGGCACAAUGGUCAAUGGCUUCCAAACGGGAUAUUUCUCCAUUCUGACCGCUACCUCUGGCAACUUGGACGGUGUACCUUACGUGCCUGGUGGACCGGAAUCCUUUGACCCGCGUUAUACUGGCAACAAAGCGCUAGACACACGCAUGGGCAUCCUCAUCGGCUUUUUCAGCGGAUUGGUCAACGGAGAAAGAAACUGGGAUGUUGACCUGGCUUAUGUCUGGACAAUGGGGAUGUUUUUCUCUGGAUGGGCGCUGGUGAGUGUUGAGGCGCAUCGGAGGGCGAAUAGAGGGAGGGUUGUAAGCUGGACAAACACCUUUGGGAAUAUCAUCCAGAGUUUCACCUAUGCUUUGACUGUUCCGUCAUAUCUGAUUUUGCAUUUAUUUACCACGUCCCCAGCGACGGAUGAUAUUUCUGUUCCAGAAGGGGAAGUUCGACACUUGCCGUUGAGUAUGACAUUGGCAUAUAUCGUCCCAACCGUGAUCAUGUCAUUGCCUACGCCAUCGAUCAUCCCAGCAAAAUCACACUACGACACCACGGCUCUGUGGCAGGUUUUCCCCGUUUUGCAAUUUCUUAUUCACCGCGGCAUGAACUUUGUUUGCUUCCCUCCCAAGUACAACACGACAACGACACAGUAUGGGGUAGGGAAGUCACUCGCCAACCACUACCGCUUCGUCAUCUUCACUUCGGUUGUGGUCCAUCUCCCUAUCCUUUUGGUGUGUCUGACACCAUCUUCAAUGCCGUUCGGACCGGCUUGGCUGAGAGACAUGAUCACCCAGACGACCUUCAGCAACGUGUUUGUCCCAUAUGGUGUUUGGAACCCGCCUGCGGUGGAUCUGGCCAAGGUGGCUGCGCUGGGAGGGGAGAAUAAGGCUGAUUUGAGCUGGUUGCCGGGGUUGACGAAGCAUUUUUUGCAUUAUGAUAUUGGGUGUCCUAGUUUGGCGAUGGUGGUUUGGGCUGGGUACAACUACAUGGCUUCUGUGGUCAUGCGUAUAACCUCGGUUCGCACGCGGCGAUGGCUUUUACUCAGCGACCUCCACUUCAAGCAUCAAGACCUGGAUAGAGUACGGCAAACGGGGCGAUGGAUCGUUGCGGAGGCAGAGCGAAAUCAUGUCUCGCGGGUGGUGAUAUGCGGUGACCUCUUGACCAGCCGGACGAUGCAGCCCACACAUGUGCUUUCUGCCUGUUACCGUUUCAUCAGCCAUCUUAGCGACGUCGUGCCACGAGUACACAUCGUGCUUGGCAACCACGAUCUGGCCUAUCGACGCGAUUACGAGACCACAGCCCUUGAUGCCCUCAACAUCACACGCCUGGCGCCGUACCUAUCGGUACAUAGCGCCAUUACCCGUCAGAAAUGGGACGGUCGACACGUGUUGUUGUUGCCGUUUCGCGAGGAGCAGAGCGAACUGACAAAUGCUGUCGCUGCCCUGAGCCCCAAGGAUGCGAAAGAAACAGUUGCCUUUGCCCAUCUGGCAGUCAACAAAGCCAUCACUCAGCGGUAUGUGGUCAAUGCCGACCAGCAAGACGCCCGUGCGACGAAUUCGAUCACCUACCGCGGCCUUACUGGCCCUGAUCAGUUUGCCUCUCUGGCUCGAACAUUCACGGGCCACUUUCAUAGCCACCAGACCAUUACCCAGCAGAAAUCCACUAGCGGUGACAAGACAGAUCUUCGGGGGAGCAUUACAUAUCUCGGCUCGCCCUUGCAGCUGAACUGGGCCGACCUUUACGAUCAAGAGCGAGGCGUUGUUCUGCUUGAUCCGGAGACGCUCGAGCACAAACUUCUCACCAACCCGCAUGCCGUAGGCUAUACAGCAGUUGCCCUCGAGGAGAUUCUCAACGACCAGGUGGAUGAACGUUCCGUAAAGGACAGGCAUGUCAUGAUCCUCGGCAAGCUCACCCCUUCCAAGUACGCCACCGCUCGAGAUAAGCUUCUCUCGCUAGGGGUGCGUGGCGUACGAAAUUGGAUACCUACACACUUUAGCUUGCGCACAAGCGGCCUGGCGUCUGGUGGUCUGGGGUCAUCAGUCCCGGCGAGCGAUGUUACUGCACAACCUUUAGAACAGCCCACUCAGGAUGAGGCUCAUGAAGCUUCAACCACCGGGAGAGUUUCAGAGUCUAUCCCUCAAACUGAGCCUGAGUCCAGAAAGAUUGCUCUUGACCUCAUAGCCGAAGUUCAUGAGUAUGUCAAGUCUGUGGAUUUAGGGGAACCGCUUCUCAUGCGGCAAGACGAUUUGGUCCAGGUUGGCCAACAAAUGAUUCAAACCUCUUAUGAGAUGGCUGAACAGUAUGGCGAGGCCAAGCUUGAUUAUAAAGAGUUCCUAGCAAAGUCGUGUCAAGCUAUCUCCUCAAAUAUUACGCCCCCCAACCCAGCAGUACGAUCUGCCAGCGUCUUUGUUGCGGAACCUCGCAGCCUCACGAUUACAAACUUUCUUGGCGUAAAGAACACAAUUCAUAUCGACUUCCAACAAGAUCUCACACCGGGAUUGACCUUUCUGAUCGGCGAUAAUGGUUCAGGGAAGAGUACAAUAAUGGAAGCUAUGGUUUGGUGUCAAUUUGGUCGAUGUAUUCGUGGCGGGCUCGGGGUCAACGAUGUCGUCAAUGAUAACGUCGGUAAAGACUGCUGUGUCAAGCUGGAGUUUAACAACGGAUAUGCCAUCACUCGGUAUCGCAAACACAAAGUCCAGGGCAACCGUGUUGUCGUCUCCUCACAUGGAAAACCCCUUCCGCAGCUUGAGCACCCAGAUAUGCGCACGACACAAUCGGCAAUCAACGAACUGCUCGGAACUAACUACGAAACAUACAUCAGAACUGUUGUGCUGAGCGAAGAGAGCGCAGCGAGCUUCUUGUCCUCCACGCCAACGCAGCGGCGGAACGUGAUAGAGACGGCACUUGGGCUGUCUACUUUGGAUCAGUGUGAGGAGGUGCUGAAGCUGCUGCUGCGAGAUAUCGGUACCGACAUCAAGGAGGCCGAGAAAGGGCUCGAAGGUGUGGCUCGGACGGUGGAGUACACCGAAAGACGGCUUCAAGACCUCACUCACACACAUACACGACUUGAAGCGGAGGCAAGAAAGGAAGAUUCAGCUUUGGAGAGGGCCAUACAAGACCAUGCAGCCAAGGAACGACUUUUGAAGGAACACCAAACCCGAUUCAGAUAUGAAACCUCACAAAGUAUUGCAGAUUCCAGCCGCCAAAUUUUGGGGUCAGACAAAAGGGAUUUGGCCCUAGAGCUCAAUGUGGGCUUUCAUGCUCAUAUGUCUGGAUUGCAGACCCAAAUUCGCAUGGAAGAGGAGGCUUUGCAGCAGCUAAACGAGUCUUAUGCCAGGAUGAAGGAUGAGGUCCAGGUGCAACAUGAAAGGGUCUUGAAAUACAAGCAAAGCCAGGAAGCAAAAGAUGCUCAAGAAUGCGUACAUCCCCGUCGAAUGGAAUGGCUCGCCUUGUGGCUGGAAAUGCUUAAUGAGAAACUGAAAGCCCUCGCUGCGGCCCAGCCCAGUGGCCUACCCAAGCCUUUUCAUGGAAUGAGGACUUCUGUUGUCUCUUGGCUAUCCGCAGCUAUCGUUACAGUCAUGAGCUUACUCCGAAGGCCAACUCAUCACAAUAUCGCUCCAAGAGGUUCACUCAAUCAAGACGCGCAGAGUGCACCAAUCCACGACGCUGAGAAAACAACUACACAGAACCAUGAUCAAGAGCCAGCUCUCAAAAGUCUUCUUCAAGCUAUCAAUGAGAAAAGCUUGCGGUUACGCAGUUUGAAGCAUGAGAAAAAUAUCGCUGCCAACCAUGCCAGGAAGAUGGGCGAACUGCUGACGGGUGUCGUUCAAGCCCAGGAGGCGUGCGAUGCCUUGAGACAACAGCUGACGAUACACCAGCGUGAUGCUUCUACCUACAAGCGUCUGACCGAAGCAGAGGCCUCAUCCUUAGAUUCCUUACGCUCGGAGCAUGAGGCCCUGACAAACAAGCUCCAGGAGCUUGCCACCAAGCGCGAGCUAUUUGCCUUUUGGUCUGCCGCCUUGACCAAGCGUACAGCCCGGCUCUCAUCGUCCCCCUCCUCAUCAAAACCCACAGCGAAAAUCAGGGCCAAUUUUCGGGAGCAUAUCCUCAUCGCGCUGCUCUCGGAGCUCAACACUCUGCUCGCGCAGGUCCUUACCGUGCUGUACGAUGACACACGCCACGCGCACCUGGCAACAGGUAUGCUCGGCUCGUUAUUUGACUCUGCUGAGUCGGGCGACAGCACAUCCUCCCCGGGGUCCAUUCUUGACCAAAAACUCGCCCUCCCAUCCUCACUCGCCUACGCCAAGCGCUCCAGUGGUGAGCGUAAACGCGUCGAUCUGGCACUCUUCUUUGCAUUGUUGCAGUUGGCCAGGGCUAGAAGUGCGCAUCGGGCACACUAUCUGCUUGUUGACGAGGUCUUUGACAACCUAGACAAGGCAGGCCAGGCGGCGGUCGUCAGGUGGUGCGGCGUCAUGUCGCAGACUCAGAUGGUGGGUUGGAUCAUCGUGAUCACGCACAGCCAGUUUUUGAUCGAGCUGGAUCCUGGGGAGGACACUGCAAAGGUUCUAGUUGUGACGGCAAAGAUGGGGCGGGGAGGGGGGACGGAGUUGUCGAUCAACAAUGGACGUAGCAUUGGCGGAGGUUCUUCCGUGACCGGGUAA